AGUUCCGGGGGCCAGGCGGCCGCCGCGAGUCUGGUAUCCUGAGCUUCGUGAGUUGAGCGCUGCUGCUCCGCGGUGGAGUCACCGCACCGCUCCCGGGAUCAUGGUGUUCUACUUCACCAGCAGCAGCGUUAAUUCAUCUGCCUACACUAUUUACAUGGGAAAAGAUAAAUAUGAAAAUGAAGAUCUGAUCAAGCAUGGCUGGCCUGAAGAUAUCUGGUUUCAUGUGGACAAACUCUCUUCGGCUCAUGUAUACCUUCGAUUACAUAAGGGAGAGAAUAUAGAAGACAUCCCAAAGGAAGUGCUGAUGGACUGUGCCCACCUUGUGAAGGCCAAUAGCAUUCAAGGCUGCAAGAUGAACAACGUUAAUGUGGUAUAUACGCCGUGGUCUAACCUGAAGAAAACAGCUGACAUGGAUGUGGGGCAGAUAGGCUUUCACAGGCAGAAGGAUGUAAAAAUUGUGACAGUGGAGAAGAAAGUAAAUGAGAUCCUGAACCGAUUAGAAAAGACCAAAGUCGAGCGGUUCCCAGACCUAGCAGCAGAGAAAGAAUGCAGAGAUCGUGAAGAGAGGAAUGAGAAAAAAGCCCAAAUUCAGGAAAUGAAAAAGAGAGAAAAAGAAGAAAUGAAGAAGAAGAGGGAAAUGGAUGAACUUAGGAGCUAUUCAUCACUAAUGAAAGUUGAAAAUAUGUCUUCAAAUCAGGAUGGCAAUGAUUCAGAUGAAUUCAUGUAAAAGGAGAAAAGGAGAAAAGGACCUUUGAAAGAUGUGAAUGUAGAGACAAUUGCAGACCUUUUGGUUUCAUCUGUGUUCUGAAAUAUAAAAUACAACCAAAAUUCUACCUUCAUCCUACCCAGAAAUUAUUGAUUUUCAAGUUUUAAAAAAAUUGUACCUUUUUUGCUGACAGAAAAGGAUCAGAUAUGUAUAAAAUAGUUGAACUUGACAGCAUAUAACUUAAAGUGAAAAUGUUUUUGCCAGAACAUGUCUUGGUACCUUGUGAAAGCAGGCUGCCCUUGUUCUUGAGAUAGACUUUAAAAUGAACCAGCUCUGAAAAGUACUUCUGCUGCUCUGGUCUAUCCCUGAAAACAGAUGUCUUGAAACACUUUUCAUAUUCUUAAAAUAAUCUUCACUUCUGUUAAGAAGAACAUGUUGGUGGGUAAUUAUGCGAAUGUUUCCCUGUCCCUGAUUUCUCGAUUAGGCGUAUGGGUUUUGAAAAAGAGAUUUUUCAGAAGAUUGUCAGCUUCAGUAUUCAUGUUCCAUCGUGUCAUCUGGGUCUGUUAGUGUAGUGACCCUCAGUGCAGUCUGUCCCAGCGUUUACGUCCUUGCUUCCUCUGAGCAGAGGCCUCCAUCUUAGUAUCAACAUAUUUAAAGAAAUUGAUGGUGUUCAUCAAGCUGGGGCCUGUGGCAGUUGUUGCCUGAGCACCAAGUAACCCAAGCCACCUAUGUGACAACUUCUGGGCCCAGGAGUAAUUUCUCAGCAUUGAGGGUAAAAUAGGAUGGAGUGCUCUGUUGAUCAUUUGGGAGAUGUAGGUUACCUGAUUUGUGCCUUAGGAUGCAGCGUGAAGCAGAAGUCCAUAUUGCAAUUAUGAUUUUAGAAGGAACUAAGCAUUUUACUCACACCCACAGCAGCAAGAAUGACCUCCUGCAGCAGAUAUUCCACCUGUAAUAGCACUUUGGAACUGUGGGCAAAACCAAAAGGCUAGUGUUUCCAUUUAUUCCAUGUUGGUGUAUGGGGUUGAACUGGAAAAUUCCCUGAGGCAAAACUCACUGGCCAAAUUUUGAGAGGGUAUAGAAAAUGACUUUAGAGAUGAGUGGUUUUGUGUAUGUGUCUGAUGAUAUUCAGUCUGAUGUUCCGCAAUUUUAAAAGUUAUAAUAAAAUACCAUUUUUUUAAUCUGGAAGGACAUUGAUAUAUGAAUUCUUAGAAUUUGCUAUUAAAAAGGGUAGCCCCCAUUCCACAAGCUGGUUUUGAGGGUGAUCUUGCUCUAAAAAACCUCAUUCAUCAUAGGCUCAGUCUGACAGGUUCUGUACGGGGCUAUCAUCUUUCUCCUCCUCUGCUAAAUGCCUCUUUCUUCCAGCUGCUCACUGGGUCAAAGGGAUGUCCUUUCUCAGAUGUAUUCUUGAUACAUCUCAGAUGUAUUCGUAGCUGUGCUCCUUCCAUACUUCCAAGGAGUCCGGCUUCUACAGAAUUCCUCUGUACCUCACACUGCAACACAUGUAGAUAGCGCUUUUGAAAAAUACAUAUAUUUUUACUAUAGUAUGAGAGGUCCUGGGGCUCAAACUUUAAACAUUUCCUAACUCAGCUUACACUGGUUUAAAAUGUCCAGGUCUCUGCUGAAUUCUCUUGUUGAAUUCAUAGCUCUGUGUUGAUUCCUAUGCCCCUAACCCUGCAGCCUCUUUGUUUUAUUUUUUUCCCCAUCUCUGUUGGUCCCAGGGAAAGCAAGGAAAUUUUCUUUUGAGGACUUAUAGGUUGAUUGCCCACAGGUCAAACUGUUGGCAUUGAACUCCUCUCAUUUCUUGCCAUUGGAUUGUUUCCUAAACGUUGGAUAGGAGAAUUCGAAAUUGUUGCUAUUUUUAUGAGCUGUGCCCUUGAUCAAAUCUGUGCUGUGGGUCUGAGUCACUUUGCCAAUGUCGUCUUCAGUUUCAACACUCUGAUCAGCAUGCAGGCGAGGGGCAUGUUUAAUUUACUUCACUAACUGCUAUAUUCUAUAGCUUUAGACUUCAUAUUUCUUAUCCACCUUUGUCUAGGCUCACGAUCUUUGGGCAAGGGAGCUUUGUCACCGUGGUUGGGCUAGAACAAAUAUUGAGAAGUUUACCAACACAGAUGUUGAGAAGUUUAUUGAAAGGCACUGACAUUAGCAGAAUAAGUGAUGGACAUUAGUUGAACCCCUUCAGUGUCUAUGUGUUUUAUUGUAUUGUCUUUAACUCGUUCUUGAAGCACAGAUUUCAGCGAGCCUUUCAGCUAUUCAGUGCCAGCGGUUUUCCCCACUCAGGAAAGAUGGUGUGAGCCAUACACACAGCAGGAUUAGACGGGGAGAGUUUCAGCUGCAGCUUCUAGUUUAAGACCAAAGCCCUUCCUCCCGCUGCUGCAUCUGUCUGAGAGGGGAAGCUCUUGUUUUCCAAGCUGGAACCGUUUAUGAGGAAAACUGAGCAGGGUGGCAAAAUGGAAAAGGAACAAUUUUCUAGUUUUUCCUACGCGUGAUAUUGACGCGUGCUUUUUCUUUGAUUUGAGGUACAGCAUGUAAAUAACAAAUUUCCAUAUUCAAAAUGAUCAUAUUAGAGUGACUGAGUGACCUUUUGAUUUUGAAGCAGACUAAAAUCUGACCAGACCACAAUGAAAAGUAUAAAAUUAGAAACUUAAAUUCCAAGCUAAAUUUCAGCUUUGACCCACCUAACUCCAGUGAAUAGGUGGCAGCUCAGAAACAAGGACAGCACUGCUGCUGCCAGAGCAAGCUCACAUCCAGCUGGCACUUCGUGAGAGCUCCUUCCUGCCGGGCACGUGUGAGUUCAGCGUGGGCAAGAGACUUUUAUGCACAUUCUGUCAUUCAAAAGGGAAAUGAUGCCAACCCCAGAUGCAGCAUGUCCUGAAUGAAUGAUCUGUAAAAUACAAUAAUAAAAGCUUAUAGUUUGAGUAGAA
Molecule: messenger RNA, 3627 nt
Organism: Homo sapiens (human)
Lineage: Eukaryota; Metazoa; Chordata; Mammalia; Primates; Hominidae
Gene: CCDC25
Product: coiled-coil domain containing 25
Exons: 9
Coding region: 101-727 (208 amino acids)
Cellular component (GO): plasma membrane; endomembrane system
Source: RefSeq, marked validated